Castor canadensis (American beaver) is the source of this 721-nucleotide messenger RNA. The record is from RefSeq and is a predicted model, not a curated record. Lineage: Eukaryota; Metazoa; Chordata; Mammalia; Rodentia; Castoridae.
AUGCUUAGGGCUGUUCUGGACGCUCCUCAGCAGGUGCUGAAGAAAGGGAGAGAGUCUCGGCAGCUGGUGCUGGUGGUGGUGUUUGUCGCUCUGCUCCUGGACAACAUGCUGCUCACUGUGGUGGUACCCAUUGUGCCCACCUUCCUGCUUGCCGCAGAGUUGAAAGAAGCCAACUCUUCCCUACACACCCGCCGUCCUCUAAGCUCCCGGCAGGCUCUUGCCUCUCCUACGUUCUCCACCAGCUUCUCCUACUUUGACAACACCACCAUGGCUGUGGAAGAAAGUGCACCCAGAAGCACAGCAUGGACAAAUGGCUCUUCCAGGGCCACCUCCCCUCCAGUCAUGGAAUCCAGCUCAGUAAAUAAAGCCAAUUGCUUAAAAGGCAUAGAGUUAUUGGAGGAAGAGAACAUCCGGGUCGGCGUUCUGUUUGCUUCGAAGGCUUUGAUGCAACUUCUGGUCAACCCAUUCGUGGGACCUCUUACCAACAGGAUUGGAUAUCAUAUUCCCAUGUUUGCUGGCUUUGUUAUCUUGUUUCUCUCCACAGUUAUGUUUGCUUUUUCUGGCACCUAUGCCCUGCUGUUUGUAGCCCGAAUUCAAGGCAUUGGAUCUUCAUUUUCAUCUGUUGCAGGUCUUGGGAUGCUGGCCAGUGUCUACACUGAUGACUAUGAUAGAGGAAGAGCCAUGGGGAUUGCCCUGGGGGGCCUGGCUUUGGGAGUGCUAG